CGGCGCCUCAGUCGGUGAUCAGCAUCUGUUUGAGAAAGUCCAACAUGAAGUGGAUUACUCUUUAUCUCCUAACACUCUGCUUCCCUACGACCAGAGCUGACUGUAAGACUCAGGAUCUUAUUGAUGAGUGCAUAAAACAAGGUCCUGUACUGUGGACCAGGUGCUAUGAAGAUAAAAUUGUGACGUGCAAUCCAAGGAUUCGUAUGUUCCAUGGGUUUGCUCGCCAAGAGGUGAACCCAGCAGACCAGGCUGAAGUAGGCGCCUCAUCCAAUCACAGGGUCCGAAUCCCAUCAUCAGCUCUUCGGAGAAUCGGAAAAAGACACUCUAAAAAAACCGUCCAGGUGGUUGCUUCGAUGAUCAACAGCACAUUCUUUCAGCAAGCAACUCCUGGGAUGAAAGGAAAGAGGAAAAAUCGCCGGCCGACUGUCAGAUUAGAGGGACCUGUUUUAGGAGAACAGGUUCUGUUUGUGAAAGCUGAAAACCAGUCAGUCAGCGAUCUCACUGAGCCAGUCCAGUUAAUCUUCAAACACAAUAAAACGGAGAACAAUGGAACAUGUGUGUUUUGGAAGGAGGAUGAAACAGUGUGGAGCACUGAUGGCUGCAAUACCACUAAAACUGAAGAUACAUUUAUCUGCAGCUGCAACCAUCUGAGCUUUUUUGCUGUGCUUGUGAAUCCAGAAGUGAUGGUGGAUGAGGAUCAUGCUGAGGCUCUCAGCUACAUCACCUACGUUGGAUCGGCGCUCUCUGCCUUCUUUGCUUUCAUCAGCAUGUUCAUCUUUGUUGGUUUGCAGUAA
Molecule: messenger RNA, 794 nt
Organism: Poecilia reticulata (guppy)
Lineage: Eukaryota; Metazoa; Chordata; Actinopteri; Cyprinodontiformes; Poeciliidae
Source: RefSeq, a predicted model, not a curated record